Vicia villosa (hairy vetch) is the source of this 513-nucleotide messenger RNA. RefSeq names its product probable beta-1,3-galactosyltransferase 2. The record is from RefSeq and is a predicted model, not a curated record. The transcript has 6 exons. The coding region runs from base 1 to 513 and encodes 170 amino acids. NCBI's taxonomy places the organism in Eukaryota, Viridiplantae, Streptophyta, Magnoliopsida, Fabales, Fabaceae. Gene Ontology annotation, cellular component: Golgi membrane. Gene Ontology annotation, molecular function: hexosyltransferase activity.
AUGGUUUUAACUAUAGCUAUUAUGCUUAUAUCGCUUCCAGCAAUAUGGAGUAAACUUGUAAUAAUUGGAAGUUUCAUAGCAGGAGGGGUAAGGUACCAUGAACCCGAGCAUUGGAAGUUUGGUGAGUCGGGAAACAUGUAUUUCCGCCAUGCCAUGGGGCAGUUGUAUGCUAUUUCAAACGAUUUGGCAACAUACAUAUCAAACAACCAUAAUGUUCUUCACAAGUAUGCCAAUGAGGACGUGUCAAUAGGAGCUUGGUUUAUUGGACUUGAUGUGGAGCAUAUCGAUAAUCGUAGACUUUGUUGUGGCACUCCUCCAGAUUGUGAAUGGAAGGCGCAAGCAGGCAACAUUUGUGUUGCGUCAUUCGAUUGGAGCUGCAGUGGUAUAUGUAGGUCAGCCGACAGGAUAAAAGAAGUACAUAGAAGGUGCGGCGAAGGUGAAAAUGCUUUAUUGGGGUUCAUGGUUAUGAUGUCAAGAGAGAUUGAUGAAUUAGAUAAGAUUAUUGUUUUGUAG